Trichobilharzia regenti is the source of this 1526-nucleotide messenger RNA. The record is from the annotation of a GenBank genome assembly. Lineage: Eukaryota; Metazoa; Platyhelminthes; Trematoda; Strigeidida; Schistosomatidae.
UUUUAUUUCAUAUAGUCGGACUUUCUAAAAGGUCAGGGCUUAAGUUUAUGUCAUGGUUGUUACAGCAACGACCUUGGAACGAUUUCGAACUAGGGUUUCUUGUUUCGCUAAAAUUAUUAGUUAUGCCACCAAAAAAGAAUUCAAAAAGCGAUACAGCAAUAGUGAGAUCAAUGACUGAAAUGAUUAAAGACUAUGAACAUCGAGUUGAGCAUUAUGAAACAACAGUAUGUAAUUCAAUUAGAAAGUGUUUUAAAAAAGCUUUGGAAGAAGAUCGUCCUGUGACAAGAUUUUUAGUUGAUCCACAAGAUCGUCGUAUAGUUGAAUAUUGGGACGAUGACAGACUGAUUGAAGCUCUUAAAGAAGACACCGAUGAAGGUGUAACUAUCAAGAAGAAGAAAGUUAGAAGUAAACCAGUGAAAGAAGACAAACCAUUAGUUAAACUGUUACCGUUAAUUGAAUCUAUACGUGCAAGACGAUAUACACUGAUACAAGAAUUAUUUGUAUGGGACUGUCAUGUUGAAAAUGAUGACAUGGUAGCAUUGAGUGGACUGUUGAUUAAAGGAUGUUAUGCUAUUACGCGUCUUGAACUAAUCGACUGUUUUCUAGACGCCAAGAGUAUUGGUACACUAGUCGCUAAUACUGCAGUUUCCAAGUCAUUACGUGAAUUAUGCUUAGAUUUUAACGAGAUUGGUGAAAGUGGUUGUCGUGUAAUGUGUAAUGGUUUAGCCAAAAGUCGUUUUCUUGUUCAUCUAAGUUUGUGUUUCUGUGGCCUUACAAAACAGUGCGGUUUAUGGCUUGGAAAUCUAGUCGCAGAAACUGCAAUCAGGGAACUUAUUUUAGACGGUAAUUAUCUAGAAGCUGAAGGUACAAUAGCUCUACUUAGUCGACUGUCGGAUGCUGCAGACAAAGAAGGAUUUGAACGUGCUGAAGAAAUAAGGAAAAAGCAAUUAGCUGUAGAGGAGGCUAAAAAACGAAACAGGAUCAAUUUAGACGCAUUGCCUCCAGCCGAAGGAGAACCAGAUGAAAAUACUGAGCCACCUGCCCAGCCUCCGUCUUCACCCCCAACACCAUCAAGUAAGACAAACUCGGCAAAAAGUUCUAAAAAGAAAAAGAAAAAGUCAUCUAAAUUUUAGGCUGUAUGUGAUUGGCGGCCUGUUCGAAUAUUUGGGCCUGCUACCAAAAUAUCUACAUUUUGCAUCCAGUUUACUGUUUACCAGCAUACAUUUAUCAACUUAAUAUGAAUUCUAACAGAAUCAUUUACUCUCGUAACUUUAUUAAUGAUUUACGACCAAAUGACUUUCAUAUUCCAAAGAAACCAAGAAGGAAACAUCGUAGUGGUUGGCAGAGAGCUCUCAAACGUACACCAAUACACUUAACUACGGUCCCCGUCAUAAUGAACUCAAACUGUCGCUCUCUGCCAAAUAAGAUAAUGUACCUACAAUCCCUGAUGUCAACUGAUACGUAUCAUAACACCGCCAUAAUCGCAUUACAAGAAACGUGGUUGCAUGAACUGUAUGAUGACAACC